This is a messenger RNA of Lodderomyces pseudojiufengensis, 468 nucleotides long. RefSeq names its product succinate dehydrogenase membrane anchor subunit. Bases 1 to 468 code for a protein of 155 amino acids. The record is from RefSeq and is a predicted model, not a curated record. Gene Ontology annotation, cellular component: membrane; mitochondrial envelope. Gene Ontology annotation, molecular function: heme binding; ubiquinone binding. The transcript has a single exon. NCBI's taxonomy places the organism in Eukaryota, Fungi, Ascomycota, Pichiomycetes, Serinales, Debaryomycetaceae. Gene Ontology annotation, biological process: mitochondrial electron transport, succinate to ubiquinone; tricarboxylic acid cycle.
AUGUUAUCACGUCUUGGACUUCAACAAACUUCAAGAUUAUCAUCCAAACUAGUAAGACCAACUUUAGUUAGAGGUAUAAAAACCAUACCUCAACCACCAGGAUUUAUUGUUGGAACGGUAAAUGAUGCUUAUGUACCACCAAAACCACAUAAAUUAGAAGGAUCAUAUCAUUGGACGGCGGAAAGAUUGGUAAGUAUUGGCUUAGUUCCUUUAACUUUAUUACCAAUUUUUACAGGUGCUUCAACAUUAGUUGAUUCAACUUUGAGUGCAUUAUUAUUAUAUCAUUGUUAUGCAGGUUUCCAAUCUUGUAUUAUAGAUUAUAUUCCAAAAAGAGUUUAUGGAGAUUGGUACAAUUAUGCCAUGUAUUUGUUAACUUUUGGUACUGGAGUUGCUGGUUAUGGUAUCUACGUGAUGGAAAAAAAGGAUGGAGGUAUAGUUAAUAUAGUUUCUAAAAUAUGGAAAGCUUAA